AUGAAUGACCUAGCUGACCUUCUCAGAUAUCUGCAGUAUUUUAAUGCUAUUCUUCUUCUGGACGAAGCAGAUACGUUUAUGGCGAGUCGGACCGAACUCUACGAUAGUUAUAAUCGCCUGGUCACUGUAUUCCUCCGAAAGCUUGAGUAUUAUCAGGGAGUGCUUUUCUUAACCUUAAACAGGGGUAUAUACUUUGAUGAAGCAAUACUGAGCCGAACUUAUCUGGUAAUUGAGUAUGAGGGUUUAAUAAGAGACUUCUGCAGGGAUCUCUGGUCUACCUUCUUAGCCAAAGCCCGGAUAAUGCAAGGGCCUGCGGUAGUUAAGGAGGACGACAUCCAGUAUUUGGAGAUAUUGGCUCUCAAUGGACGAGAGAUCAAGAAUAUCGCAGCAAUUGCAUAUGCUCUUGCUGAGGUCAGCUAUAAGUAUCUGGAGUUAGCAGCGGAAUUGAAUAAGAAGUUUGCUAAUGAAUUUGGUAGGAAGGGCCCUAUUGACGGAAUGUAUGUCUAA
Messenger RNA from Penicillium waksmanii, 507 nucleotides. RefSeq lists its product as uncharacterized. The record is from RefSeq and is a predicted model, not a curated record. Bases 1 to 507 code for a protein of 168 amino acids. NCBI's taxonomy places the organism in Eukaryota, Fungi, Ascomycota, Eurotiomycetes, Eurotiales, Aspergillaceae. The transcript is spliced from 4 exons.